Molecule: messenger RNA, 1722 nt
Organism: Adineta ricciae
Lineage: Eukaryota; Metazoa; Rotifera; Eurotatoria; Adinetida; Adinetidae
Source: the annotation of a GenBank genome assembly
AUGCUUUUUAUAUUUUUUAUAACAUUGACGAUCGUUUCCGCCCACCAGAGAAAUUCAUUCACGUGUCCUGAUGGUUCUUCAAACUACCUGCCAGUGGACUUGCCUACCAGUUGGAUUAAUGGAUCCGAAAAUUGUUUUGAUAGCGAUGCUAAAAGACCCGAUCUCGCUGCAUUCGCUGUUAAUAAUGAUACUUAUAUUUUACGUGAAAACAAAUGUAUUAAUUAUGAAGCACCGUUUAUAUAUUUACUUUUCAGCAAUGAUACCGUCCUAUUAAUCGAUAGCGGAGCGACGGUUUCAUUGAUUUCUUUACCUAUUCAACAGUAUGUCGAAACAUUGAUACUUCACUGGUGUCUUGCUCAUAAGAAAGUUCGUGAAGAUCUUUCUUUAGUUGUUGCACACACACACAAUCACGAUGAUCACACCGCCGGCGAUGCUCAGUUUGAAAACAAGCUGUACACUACUGUCGUAGGAACAAGUGUUGAAGAAGUGAGUAAAUUUUUUCAAUUAGACAAUUGGCCAAAUUCGAUUGGUACUUAUUCGCUCGAUAAUCGACGUCAGCUGGCUAUUGUGCCCAUACCUGGCCAUGAAAAUUCUUCGAUCGCUUUCUUUGAUUGCGCAACAGGAUUACUGAUAACAGGCGACUCACUAUUACCUGGACGUUUGUACAUAUCGAAUUUUUCUGCAAAUGUGGAAUCGAUUUCCCGUCUAGUGAACUUUAUUGAAUCAAAUCGUCUCAAUGUGACAUCGAUCCUUGGCGCACAUAUCGAAAUGACUCAACGGAAUACAGUUGAUUAUCCACGAGGUGCAACUCAUCAAUCGAAAGAACGUUUAUUGAACAUGUCAUUGGAACAAUUACAUCAACUUAAUAAUGAGUUGCAACAACAAUGGAAAGAUGGUUUCGAUCAUCGACACAAGGCUUAUUUUGAUACAUUUAUAUUAGAUCCUAAACCAUCUGAGUUACCGCCAUUGACACCGGGUGGACGUGUCGCAAAUCACGGUUUUAUUCUAUUACCUCUCGAUCGAUUAGGUUAUGUUUGGAUCUCACACAAGCCUAUGUUUAAAGCACCCCAUGAUUUUCAACUCGUUUAUCUUGCAUCAGUUACAAAUUCAACAGUAGAUCCUUUACCUCUACCAACUGAUAUUACUCAGUUAAGCACGCAAUUUACCAUCGAGCCAAAAGAAAGCUGGUCAUUGAAUGAUUUAAUCAAUGGUAACAUUACAUCAUUUCGAACGAAAUUAUACGCCGGAAAUUUUGAACAAGGUGGUCAAUAUUUAUGCGAUGUGACCAUUACUGUACUCCGGCCAUUAUUAACCGUUGUUCAACUGAACGAAACCGAAGUUGAACCCUAUCAACCAUUGCGUUACUCAAGUUAUCUUCUCUCCAAUUCAACCGUUGCAAAAGACGAUCAUAUCCAUGUUUUUCUACUUCAUCAAAUUCGUGUCCAACCUGACUUUGAUGCCAUCGUUCAUGCCAUCAUCAAUCCAGCGAAUUGCACAACGGAUAUCGAUCGAAGUCAAUUGAAUGCUUUAUUAGAACAAAAUGAAAAUGAAUGGGCAUUCCAUGGAAUUGACAACGAUAUUGGCGAUCGUCUUACGCGAGCCUCGGGUUUAGUUCGCGCACAAUUACUUGGUGACGUUUAUUCUACGAUGUGUACCAUGAGUAUUGUCGCCGAAAUUCAAUGCACGAUAGGGCCUGAGUUUUUCGAAGAUUGUAACGUUUAA